AUGAGUACGCCGAACAAGCGGCGCAAGAAGACUCAUGACCAAUCCUCUCCUCGGCCUCCAGCUGUGAAGAGUUUGGACUUCUUCUUUGGCAAGCAGCCGGCUACGAAGGAGCUGCAGCACCAUGGCAGCAAUGGCCAGCAGAGUACGUGGCCAGUGGCAGAAGCAGAGGAGCAUCUGUACGGCGAUGGAGACGACAAAGAAGACUUGACAGACGAGCAACUGGCACGGAAGCUGCAGGCAGAAUGGGAUGAAGAGGCUAGGCAGGACAGGACGAAUGUGGAUGCAUCCCCCAAGAACAACAACAACAACAACAACAACAACAACAACAACAACAACAACAACAAUGCUGCAGAUGUGGAGGCUGUGGUGAAGGACAAAGUUCCCGAUAAGUCAAAGUCGCCCGAUAGUUCUAUACCAGCCGAGGAUGGAAAAGAAGACGCCACGGCGCUUGCAUCUCCGGCCAACAACGCUUUCGCAGCAUUGCGCAAGAAGAGCACCCUGUCCCUACAGUCAGCCAUCGCCGACGACGAUGUCAUCUCCCACGAUAUCCCUUUCGACGAAUCGCCGCUCACGUUCGACCCGCAGAAGUACCUACCAGGGUUAAGAAAGCAGUGGGCAGCCGAAGGUGGUAUGGCAUCCUACGCCUUGCUCACGCAUUGCUUCGUCCUGGUCAACAGCACGCAGUCACGCAUCAAGAUUGUCGAUACGCUGGUCAAUCUGAUUCGCACGUUGAUCGAAGGUGAUCCUGGGUCACUACUGCCUGCCGUCUGGCUGGCGACGAACUCCAUAUCUCCUCCGUACAUCGACAUCGAGCUGGGCUUGGGCGGGUCAGCAAUAUCAAAAGCAUUGAAGAAGGUGUGCGGAUUGGACAACUCAUCGUUGAAGACGUUGUACAACAAGCAUGGUGAUGCCGGAGAUGUCGCUUUCGAAGCAAAGAAGAGGCAGAGCUUGACCCUGCGCAAGCCGAAGCCGCUCACCAUCAAAGGCGUGUACGAAAGUCUCCACAAGAUCGCGAAUGCCAAAGGGACUGGCUGCCAGGAAGUCAAGCAACGCAUAGUCGAACGACUCGUACAAGACUCGAGAGGUGCAGAGGAGAGCAGAUACAUCGUACGGACACUCGUUCAACAUCUUCGCAUUGGAGCAGUCAAGACGACUAUGCUUAUUGCACUAUCACGAGCGUUCUUGCUCUCGAAGCCUCCUAACGCAGACUUCGACAUCAAGUCGCAAGCGGAUCUACGCAGACUGAACAAGCAAGAUCUGGCAGAGGUAUAUUCACACCCCGAGGAAUUGGUGAAAGCCAGCUUUGCUCGAAGACCCAACUACAACGACCUGGUGCCAACACUCCUUGAGAUUGGCAUCUGCGACGAACUCGUGAUUCGCUGUGGUCUGGCAAUGCAUAUCCCACUUCGGCCUAUGUUGGGUGGCAUCACGAGAGAUCUGGGCGAAAUGCUCACAAAGCUGCAAGGCCGUGACUUUAGUUGCGAGUACAAAUAUGAUGGCCAGCGAGCUCAAGUACACUGCGAUGAAAAUGGCAAGGUGACCAUCUUCUCGAGACAUCUUGAGCUCAUGACUGAGAAGUACCCGGACCUGGUCGCCCUUGUCCCGAAGAUUCGCGGCGAGGGUGUCAGCAGCUUCAUCUUAGAGGGCGAGGUGGUCGCAGUCGACAAGGAAUCUGGCAAUCUCAAGCCGUUUCAGAUCUUGGCCAACAGAGCACGGAAGGAUGUAGUGAUCCAAAGUGUCAAGGUUGACGUCUGUCUCUUCGCCUUCGAUCUGAUGUACCUCAACGGCGAAGAACUCCUUGGCCGGUCGUUCCGCGAGCGGCGAAGUCUGCUCAGAAGUCUGUUCGUAGAGAUUCCAAACACGUUUACAUGGGUCAAGAGCAUGGAUGCCACAUCAGCGGACGGUGAAGCAGUCAGCGACUUCUUCAAAGGCGCGUUGGACAUCAAAUGCGAAGGCAUCAUGGUCAAAGUCCUGGACAAUGUACCUAACCCAGAGCUACAGGCUGAGAUGGAUGGCGAUGCAGGCGAUGAAGUUCCUACUACAAAACCUGCCGCUCCAUCAAAGGCGAAGAAAGGCAAAAAGUCGAAAGCGAAAGCCAGUGCACAGGAUGCGGCCGAAGAUAACACCGAGAAGAAAAGCGGCCGCCGAAAGGCUCUGCUCUCUACUUACGAACCCGACAAGCGUCUCGACUCCUGGCUCAAGGUCAAGAAAGACUACGAUACCCAAACAGACACCAUCGACCUAAUCCCAGUCGGCGCAUGGCACGGUCAAGGCCGGAAGAAUGCCUGGUGGUCACCAAUCCUGCUCGCAUGUCGCAACCCAGAGACUGGCAGCCUCGAAGUAGUGACAAAAUGCAUUUCCGGUUUCACAGACGCCUUCUACAAAGCCAAUCGAGCCAAGUACGACCCAGACAAGGGCAUUGAUGAAGAAGGCAGCAACAUCAUCAGCCGUCCGAGCUAUGUCGAGUAUGGAGGCGAGCCGACUGUGUGGUUCGAGCCACAAGAGGUGUGGGAGAUGAUUUUUGCGGACAUUACACUCUCGCCUACUUAUACUGCUGCCAUUGGACUGGUUAGUGAGGAGAGGGGACUUUCGCUGCGCUUUCCGCGCUUUCUCAAGGUGAGGGAGGAUAAGGGUAUUGAGGAAGCUAGCACGAAUCAGUUUCUGGCGGAUUUGUACAGUAAACAGCAGGCGAGGGCGCCUGUGGCGGGAGCUGUGGUCGAAAAUGUUGAAGAAGAUGAAUGA
Messenger RNA from Fulvia fulva, 2742 nucleotides. Its product is annotated as DNA ligase 3. Bases 1 to 2742 code for a protein of 913 amino acids. Gene Ontology annotation, cellular component: DNA ligase III-XRCC1 complex. Lineage: Eukaryota; Fungi; Ascomycota; Dothideomycetes; Mycosphaerellales; Mycosphaerellaceae. Gene Ontology annotation, molecular function: DNA ligase (ATP) activity; DNA binding; ATP binding. The transcript has a single exon. Gene Ontology annotation, biological process: mitochondrial DNA repair; lagging strand elongation; DNA recombination. The record is from RefSeq and is a predicted model, not a curated record.